AGAAACGAGAUCCCGCGGUUCAACUUCCGCCAUGUCUGAUGCCAGAUACUUUAUUUGAGUCUUGCUUUGCGCAGGCGAUUCUCCGUGCCCUCGUUCUUCGUUAGCAUCACGCAUCCCUCGUACUACAACACCAAUGAUCCGGACUGCCGCAUCCUGCCUAAUAGCAUGCUGAAUUUCCCAAGGAGUCGACCACGUAGCGCCAUUAAAUACGGCAUCACAGUUACGGAAGCAGUCAACCACGUCAAAUGGACGAUGCGCUAUAAGAAGAACUACACGGAAAUGGCCAUAUCUUUCUCCAUGCGUGGCUAUGUGUAUUUGCUGGGCCUGACCAGUGCUUUGUUCACGCCCUGCACAAACAUCUUCAGGUACUACGACACUGCUCCAAAUCGCCUCUGCAACACGAAACACGCAUCCAACUACCUCUACGACAUUGAAAUGCUUGCUGACUACACCUUCUACGUUGAUAGACCCCCAAGGAGCACAAUGAUGACCUUCGACUCCGAAGUCGCCAUCAAGUCAAAGCUUUGUUGGACGGCCGCCAAUUUCCCGAACCUUCCCAUCCUCGCCACCGCCUACGAUGUGGACUACGAUGCCAGUGACGAGGGCUGCCCUGCUCUGCACCUGGGAAAGGGUGCCUACAGACGCCUGAGAUUGCUCAAGGCUCUGAACAAUUACGUGCGACACAACUUUACGGAUCUUCAGCGCUGCCUCGCCGCUCAGUUUUGAAUAAACUUAAAAAGCAUACUCGACGCAGGCCGCGGAGCGAGCGUCACGUGAUCAACAAACCUAAAAAAAUAAAAACAAGGUAGGAUUGGCUGUUGCAUACCCUCUGCUUUAAUUAAAUAAUCAACCAGCUAAUAAAGAACAAAAUUAAUGAACGGAUUAAGGAAUCACGCAAAUGAAUAAUAAAGAAAUUACCAAUUAAUCACCAAUGUAAUUUAAUGAAUAAUUAU
This is a messenger RNA of Dermacentor andersoni, 953 nucleotides long. RefSeq lists its product as uncharacterized. NCBI's taxonomy places the organism in Eukaryota, Metazoa, Arthropoda, Arachnida, Ixodida, Ixodidae. The record is from RefSeq and is a predicted model, not a curated record.